Messenger RNA from Rotaria sp. Silwood1, 516 nucleotides. The record is from the annotation of a GenBank genome assembly. NCBI's taxonomy places the organism in Eukaryota, Metazoa, Rotifera, Eurotatoria, Philodinida, Philodinidae.
AUGCUAUUUCAUCAUUUUGUUCCCUGCCUGGGUACACUUGAUAUAUCACUAAAUGACCAAUUUGAUUAUUCUCAAUUACAAGAUUUACUUGAUCGAUCAACUCAUCCCUAUUCGUUAUGUCUAAGUAAACUGACCAAUUUACGUAUGGAAUUAUUUCAAGCUAGAAGUACAUCAAUUCGUCGACUUGAAUUGAUAGAGAAAAAUGGAUCAGAUAGUCGGUAUUUCGACGAUAAAGAAUGUGUUGCCUUAGUCAAUUCAUCACUUGGACGUCAAUGUGAAGUUCUUGUAAUUUGUGUUCAAAAUCGAAAGACUAUUCUUGAUCUUACUAAAAACAUAAUCAAUCUUCGAACGUUGAUUAUUAGAUGUAAAAAUGAUAAAUGGAAUAAAACUGAAUUAUCAUCAAAUUUAGAUGAACUUGUGUUAUGGUUGCAUGAUCAUUUACCAUCUACAUGUUUGAUUAACAGGGAUAUGAAACAUCCAUAUUAUGUUCAAAUAUGGAUCGAUUGUAAACAAUGA